Oncorhynchus tshawytscha (Chinook salmon) is the source of this 426-nucleotide messenger RNA. Its product is annotated as synaptotagmin-7-like. Lineage: Eukaryota; Metazoa; Chordata; Actinopteri; Salmoniformes; Salmonidae. The record is from RefSeq and is a predicted model, not a curated record. The coding region runs from base 118 to 345 and encodes 75 amino acids. The transcript has 3 exons.
AAGCACGCGCUCUCUCGCGGAGCAACAAGACAAAACCCGGAACCGGAGAGUUCUUCUGACUGUCUAAUAAUCAUCAGAACCAACGCCACCAAGCAGCCCAGGAGUGAAUUUAUAGCCAUGUAUUUGAAUAGGGAAGAGGACAAUAGCAAAGCAGGCUCCCUGUCCCUCAGUGUGCUCCUGCUGUCUCUAGCAGUCACAGUGUGUACUGUCUGGCUGGUGGCUCUGUGUGGCAUCUGUGGCUGGUGUCAAGGCAAGCUGGGGAAGAGGAAUAAGCCAGGACUGAAGUUAUCUGGUUCUCCAGAGGCGGGUCGUGGUCGUGGAGGAGAGGAGACAGACAUCAAGUAGGUUCCUCCCUGUUGGCUGCAUAGGAACAUCUGGCCUGUUGGGCCAAUAACAUCCCUUAAAUCCCCACGGUAACACGAUGGU